Molecule: messenger RNA, 1201 nt
Organism: Dioscorea cayenensis subsp. rotundata (Guinea yam)
Lineage: Eukaryota; Viridiplantae; Streptophyta; Magnoliopsida; Dioscoreales; Dioscoreaceae
Exons: 5
Coding region: 123-932 (269 amino acids)
Molecular function (GO): ubiquitin binding
Source: RefSeq, a predicted model, not a curated record
UGUGUGAGAGAGAGAGAGAGAGAGGGCGAGAACGCGGAGAGAAAUUCGGAUCGCAAUUUGGUGGAGGGGGAAGGAUCGAACUUGAGCGCUUCGAUCGGGACCCCAGGCCUCAGCGCAGAGCCAUGUCGGCCGGGGUCUGCGGGAAGCGUCUUGGGUUCGAGGAAUUCUUCGGAUCCUCGCCGGCAGCCAAGAAGUCUCGCUGCUUCUACGGAUCCCCCAUCUCUUCCUCUGAUUUUGGAUUCGCCUCCGACGACAAGGUCUCCAGCCUUCUCAGGAUGUUCCCUUCCAUCAAUCGCGAGGUUGUUGAAACAAUUUUGAAAUCGCACGAAGACAAAGUUGAUGAUGCAAUUAAAAGUCUCCAUGCUCUUUGUCUUGUUGAUGGCUCCACAAUGAAUGGAGCAGGGGUCCUUGAACCGACAUUCCAUUCAAAUGAUGAUAGCAUCAAAGGUGUUCUUGGUGCUCAGACAUCAGAGGUUAAGGUUGAAGCUGCUUCGAAUAACAGUUUACUGCAUGACAGGUCUUCAUGGGUCGAGUUUUUUGUUCAAGAAAUGAUGAAUACAUCAAAUUGGGAUGAGGUCCGUGGCCGGAUUUCAAGGGUUUUGGAAGCUUUUGAAAGAAGUGUUCUUGAACAACCUACUUCAUCAGAAGAUGCUAUUCACAGGGAACAGCAAGAGAUUGCUUCUCUUAAAGAGCAGCUGGCUUGCUUGUUGAGGGACAACCAAAUCUUAAAGAAAGCUGUUGCUAUUCAGCAUGAGCGUAACUUGGAGAAUGAUGAGAGGCUAAAAGAAGUGCAACAGUUGAAACACAUUAUUAGCCAAUAUGAAGAGCAAGUUCGGACAUUGGAGCUGCAUAACUACACAUUGAGAGUUCACCUUCAAAGAGCACAGGAAGACACCUCCAUUCCAAGUCAGUUCCAUCCUGACAUAUUCUAAGUGUGAGAUUUCCAUUCACCAGCUUGAAUGCAAUACAUGCGAAGGUCUGAUACAAUCAAUGGAAUGAGCAUGGAAAUCCAGUGAUGAUUUAGGAGCCUUUGCGCCAUUUUUCAUCAAGUCACAUGCUUGCCUAAAAGAGUUUGAUAUACUACAGCUGAGUUUAUCAAAGGCUGCUUCUCUAAUUGUUGUUCUUGUUGUGCCAACAUUGUAUUAAGGCAUAUUAUGUGUAGUGUUUUUUAAACUAUUACUGUAAUGGCUUGACUAUUUUG